GAAGUCGCUAGAAACGUUGGGAGGAUGCGUCACUGCGCGCCAGUGAGUACAACGCAGGCACGCGCUAUUCUCGUGCAGGUUGACCGAGCAUUAAUCAGCUAGCGUUUUUCUUAAUGCAUUGGCUUUGGAUUGACAGCAUAGGUAUUACACGCUAACAGAGGCGAGAGGGACGACGCAGAUUCUUGGUGAAAACUGAAAGAAGACAUUAUCAUGCAGAACGCAUCUGCCAAGUGGUAUGACAGGCGAGAGGCUGUCUUCGUUGAAUUCUGUAUAGAAGACAGCAAAGACAUCCAAGUUAAAUUUGAGAAAACAAAACUCGAUUUCAGUUGUGUUGGUGGAAUAGAUAACGCAAAACACCAUAAUGAAGUAGAACUAUUUGAAUCCAUUGACCCAAAUGGGUCUAAACACAAGCGCACAGACAGGUCUGUGUUUUGCUGUCUAAGAAAAGCAGAACCCGGCAAAUCUUGGCCGCGGUUAACAAAAGAGAAAACGAAGCUUAACUGGCUCAGUGUUGACUUCAAUAACUGGAAAGACUGGGAGGAUGACUCGGAUGAAGAAUUGUCCAGUUUUGACCGCUUUUCAGAGAUGAUGAACAACAUGGGUGGGGAAGAUGACCUACCAGAUGUGGAUGGUGCAGAUGAUGAGGAGUCUGCUGAUAGUGAUGAUGAAAAAAUGCCAGACCUUGAGUGAAGGAACAAGAAAUCAUUGCAAGGAUUUCACUUAAGUUAAAUGAAGAGAGACUAGGUUUGAGUUGGUAGCCAUUUAAAAACUGCAUCAUUUAUGAAACACUUUUCAAGGUCUUGCUGCAGAAAGUCACAAGGGAUUAAUUUUUUACUAUUGUGUUGAUGACCCCUCGACAAUAUACACUUUUAUUUUAUAUUCUGCAUGGACAGUUAUGAGCUUUCCAUAAUGUAUUGUGGAAACCGUCAAUGCUCAGUUUACUCAGAAAUGGCUUUUACAGUCUUGGGCGUUUUCCUCGGUGUCAGUGGGGUUUUUGCAUCCUAUUACGCAUACAUUGUAAUUCGUAUUAAUGGAAAAGGGAUGUAAAUGACUUUAUCAACACUUUUUUUGCCUACAUGACCUCUGUCAAACUGUAAAUUUUAUUUAAUUAUAUUUUUGUGUGUGUGGAGGCUCAGAUUUCUGCGCGUGAGUGAAGCAAGCAUUGUCUUAAUGCUUCUCUAUCUCCAAAUGCCAUCCAAAAUACUUGCUGCCUCUGGAAUGAGCAUAUUCAAACCCCUUGCACUGUUUCAUCUGUAAGCCUGUUUUAUGUGUUUUAGCUGCGGUUUUGACCUUCAAAUAGGUUUCUAUCAAUCCAACAUGUUCAAAGUACAUAGUCCUGUCUGUACACGCUGCUUUCCGAAAUUAUUUCAGGUUGGCAGUUAGUAUUUGUUGUUUUGUAUCACACUUAGAUGUGUAGCAGGCAAUUGUACACUGGUUUCUUCCAUAUACGUUGAGAGAAGUAAAUAAAAAAAAGGCAUACACCUCACCGCUGUACAGAACAAAAGGAUAACUUAUCAAUAGAUGACCAAUUUGUGUUUGCACUCUAAAUAUCAAUGCAGGUGUGACUAAAAGAUUAAAACAGUAAUGUUGUGACCUGUCAGUUUCAGGUUUAUAAAUUUAAGUUUGUUAAAUGCAGUGAGGUUUUUGUCUACAUAUUUCUAAUAAACUGUCUCUAUAAGCAA
This is a messenger RNA of Paramisgurnus dabryanus, 1682 nucleotides long. RefSeq names its product prostaglandin E synthase 3a (cytosolic) (gene ptges3a). NCBI's taxonomy places the organism in Eukaryota, Metazoa, Chordata, Actinopteri, Cypriniformes, Cobitidae. The record is from RefSeq and is a predicted model, not a curated record. Gene Ontology annotation, molecular function: Hsp90 protein binding; protein-folding chaperone binding; prostaglandin-E synthase activity. Gene Ontology annotation, cellular component: nucleus; cytosol. Gene Ontology annotation, biological process: chaperone-mediated protein complex assembly; telomere maintenance via telomerase; prostaglandin biosynthetic process.